AUGAUCCACGACGUCGCUUCAUGUCAUGGUGUUGAGGUCGAUCGCGAGGCGCUCAGAGUCGCUCGGCGGCCGUGCUCGGUAGGGGAAGCGGCUAGUGUAAGCUUUACUGUCGUGUCACAGUGUCAGCGACGUUUGUUGUACUACCACCGGUCGACGUCUUCUGCCAUGGUUUCAAGCAGCGGAGGCGGGAGGUCCACUUUUAGCGAGGAGGCCCCGGCGUGA
Molecule: messenger RNA, 222 nt
Organism: Pyrenophora tritici-repentis Pt-1C-BFP
Lineage: Eukaryota; Fungi; Ascomycota; Dothideomycetes; Pleosporales; Pleosporaceae
Source: RefSeq, a predicted model, not a curated record